This is a messenger RNA of Penaeus indicus, 1497 nucleotides long. Its product is annotated as insulin gene enhancer protein ISL-1-like. The record is from RefSeq and is a predicted model, not a curated record. Gene Ontology annotation, biological process: axonogenesis; neuron fate specification; positive regulation of transcription by RNA polymerase II. Gene Ontology annotation, molecular function: DNA binding; DNA-binding transcription factor activity, RNA polymerase II-specific. Lineage: Eukaryota; Metazoa; Arthropoda; Malacostraca; Decapoda; Penaeidae. Bases 119 to 1453 code for a protein of 444 amino acids. The transcript has 10 exons.
GAUCCGCACACGGUGAUGGCAGUAUGGAGCCGUGGCGAGCAUAUCCCUAACUACAUAACUUACACCUGCUGUGUACCUAUACAAUUGUUGCGCCAACAUUCCGCCAUCGUCUUAUACCAUGGCUACGGCCUCUCAAGUGUUGCACCGGGACAAGAGGCAGUUUGGCGAGACACAGCCCGGCCUGGUGAGAAUGGAGCCAGGAGGGUGCACGGGCGGCGGCGACGUGUGGGCGCCUCUGACGAAGAUUGUGUCUGCUGCAGGCGGCAGAGUCUCUUCCUGCAUGGGCUGCGGCGCCGUCAUCAACGACCAGUACAUCCUGCGCGUGGCACCGGACAUGGAGUGGCACGCUGCCUGCCUCAAGUGCGUCGAGUGCCAGCAGUUUCUUGACGAGACCUGCACUUGCUUCGUGAGAGACGGCAAGACCUAUUGCAAGGGGGACUAUGUCAGAUUAUUUGGUGCAAAAUGUGAUAAGUGCGGGAGUGUGUUCACGAGAACGGACAUGGUAAUGCGAGCGAGAUCGAAAAUAUUCCACCUUGAUUGUUUUAGAUGCAGGUGUUGCGGAAAACAGCUGUUACCUGGAGACGAGUUCGCCCUCAGAGAUGACGGUCUCUUCUGCCGAUUCGACUUCGACGCCAUCAAGGAGGAGACACGAGACCACGAAAUGACCGACGAUAACCACAACACAGAUCCCACGUGUCCGGUGCAGUUAGCGGAGGAACCUGAGCUCGCCAGCGGCCAGGGGGCAGCCCGGCCAGGCGCAGGGAACACGGCAGGCCAAGGAGGAGGCGGAGGAGGAGGCAGCACCGUCUCCUUAGGCUUAGGGAGACGCGACACUUCAGGAAGAGUCCACAAGAGCGAAGGAAAGCCCACCAGGAUUCGAACGGUGUUGACAGAGAAACAGCUACAUACGCUGAGAACCUGCUACGCCGCCAACCCACGCCCGGACGCCCUCAUGAAGGAGCAGCUGGUGGAGAUGACGGGCCUGUCUCCUCGCGUGGUCAGGGUUUGGUUCCAGAACAAGCGGUGCAAGGACAAGAAGAGAGCGCAGUUCCUGAAGCAGGCGGCGUUGCAGCAGGAGAAGAGCGGGCGCUUUGGGGCAUAUGGCGCCAUGCAGGGCAUCCCUCUGGUUGCCUCCCCGCCCGUGCAUGCAGAAGCGGCGCCCACGCCCUUGGACGUGACCGCCUACCAACCGCCCUGGAAGUCCCUCACUGAAUUCGCCCUCGCCCACGACCUGGAGAGACUCGACCCAUCGCACCCUCAGUACCAGCAUAUGAUACAACAGAUGCACGGCUACGGCGUCGAGCAGGACCACGCCCUUGCACACCACCAGCUCCCCCAGUACAUGGAGGAAGGGGGGCCGCCCAUGGGACACCCUUACUCGCACCCUUCCUCUAACCCUUCGGCACAGUUCCCCGGCACGCCCUCCGAGCUCUCCUCGACGUCCAGCGACUAGUGUUGGGCGGGCGAGUUUCUUCGCCUGCUUGCUGUGAUGGGGAU